AUAAAUACUUUUUCGUGGUCGAUAAUGAGUCAUGCGUUUGCGUGCAUAUUAUAUAAUAUUCACAACUAUUAUAGUCGGUCCGAUCAAUAGCUGGCAAGGUAUAUACUCAAACAAAAACGUUCACCAGGUAGGACAGGAAAAAAAAUUCUGGUUUGCAGCAGUACCUAUAAAGAUAGAUCGCGGACCCCGUGCAGCUGUUUGUACUUGUACUAUGAAAUUACCACAACAUUUUAUCUGUAUGACAAUGCUCGACCGGUCACUCCUCACAGCCGGUCGUCGCUGGUACAUAUUUCAAUGGAAGCGGAGACGACUACAGAACGCGUACCGCCAUCCCGCCACAACGAAACUUAGGCGACGCCCUUCGAGUGCCUACAAAUUGUCGUCGGAACCGGUGGAAACGACAUCAGUGCACCGAGUGAGUUACAAACCACCACGUGUAAUUUUAACUCAAAAGCAAAAGCUGAUAUCUGCCCUAGGCGCGCUCUUGUCGACGAAUCACCAAGGUCCAGGAUACCUAUUAGAAGUCACACCACUUACACGACCUCAUAUUACACAAACCAUCCGAAUUUAAGACUUCUAGGACCGACACCAGAAAAAUUCCGUCAGAUGCAGGGUUCGAAUGAAGGUUAAUGAUUUUUCAGUUUUAAAUUGUAAUCAUUAUAAUAUUGUACAAAUUAUAUUGCUAUGAAAAAAUGCAUUUUGAUAAUAAUUUAUUUAUUUAGAAAAUUUUUUUAAAACAAUGAUUCAGACAAAUUUGUUUAUUUAUAAUGUAUUUUAUUGGAUGUACCUUUAACCUAUUGAUUUAAAAUUAAGUUUUCAACCUACUAUAUAGCUAUAUAGCCAAUAGGUCUGUGAAGUUGGUAGUAAUAUUGAAAAAAUAAUUUAUUUCAGCUACGGGCUAAAGUACGGACCCCCAACUUUGGCCUAUCGAAUCCGGACCAGUGCCAAUAUUUAGCAAUCUUUUAGCAACUAAUUUCAACCGACAAAAAAAAUUGCAACCUACUACUAAGUGGAGUGGACGAUAUAUAUUAAAAAAAAUGUAUUUUUCAACUGGAAAUUUUAUAAGGAAAAUAUUUUCAAAAAUUUUAAUAUAUUUUAUUAGUUAGUUAUUAUUGUUCAAUCAUUAAAUCAUACCUAUUACGUAAUGAAAAGUUAUUUAAUUUUAAAUUAAUCAAAAUAUAAUUUUAAUUAC
Metopolophium dirhodum (rose-grain aphid) is the source of this 1192-nucleotide messenger RNA. RefSeq lists its product as uncharacterized. The record is from RefSeq and is a predicted model, not a curated record. The coding region runs from base 32 to 571 and encodes 179 amino acids. Lineage: Eukaryota; Metazoa; Arthropoda; Insecta; Hemiptera; Aphididae. The transcript is spliced from 4 exons.